Messenger RNA from Linum tenue, 820 nucleotides. The record is from the annotation of a GenBank genome assembly. Lineage: Eukaryota; Viridiplantae; Streptophyta; Magnoliopsida; Malpighiales; Linaceae.
AAGACUUCUCAGUCCUGCUUCUGCACAGCCGACUCCAUCUCAAUUCUCAAGUGGUUUACUUGCUGCUUCUUUGUUUCCAUCAAAACCUCAUCUCGCUGCCUCUCAGAUCUCUUCUGCCUCUGCGUCUACCGUAAGUUUUCUCGGGGAAAAAUGGCAGAGUCGAAACAAGAAUUGAAGAAACCCGAGUUUAUCAAGGUGGAGCAACUUCGUCCAGGGACUAGCGGGCAUAAUCUGAGGGUUAAGGUUGUCAAUACAAAGCAGAUAGUACGACAGAGGGGUCGUGCUGAAUCUUUGGUGGGAGAUGAGACUGGAAUGAUUGUAUUCACUGCGCGGAACGAGCAAGUGAAUGUGAUGAAAGAAGGUUCUAUCGUGGACAUUGCCAAUGCAAAAAUUGAAUUGCAGAAAAAAUCAAUGAGGCUUGUUUUGCCUUUCGAUAGGACGGGAUCUGUUAAAGCAGCAGCAGCUGAAGCUGCAGAUAUCACUGUGAAUGAAGACUGCAACUUUUCACUGAUUGAAUUUGAUCAGGUCUCUAUUGUAGAACCUUGAACUCUUCUUCAGGUCUUCAUUAUCACCCUUACUACUGGAGUGCAUGAAGUAAAAAUAACUCCUGAAGAAGCAAACUACUGUUACAGUAAUCGUCUCAUGUCAACAACAAUUAGCUGCCUUUGGAACUUGGUUUGAAUUUUGGUUUGGUUUCACUUGCAUCAUAUCUACUUUUAGUUUUGAGACCCUUUUUGAUUGAUGUUGAACCAUGUGGGCAAAGAACGUAUCAAUUAUCGGAUGAUCAAGUGAGAAAGUUAGCAUCUACCUUAUUCAUCUA